AAUAUCGCUUCAUUGGGUUCAGUCCUCCGGUGGCGAUUCUCGCGAGCGGAACCGGUCUUUCUUUGGAAACAAAAAAAAAACUGUUUAAACAUAACUUAGCACCUGACGCGAUAGUAGAUCGGUAGGAAGAAAGUGGAUUCUAGUAGAGGGUUGAACCCCAAAAGUGUGGUGAUUGGUGAUUUGAGCUGAUUUUUAUUGCUGAAUAUUUUUAUUAUUACACGAUUUAAACCAUGACGGAAGAUUCGAAGCAUGGAGAGGUCGCGACGGCCAAUGGCGACGGCAAGGACGUUGAGGGAGCCGAUGUCAAGAAAUUGAAGUACCCCCGAUCGAUUCCCUUCAUUAUCAGUAAUGAGUUCUGCGAGCGUUUCAACUACUAUGGCAUGCGAACUAUUCUGGUUCUGUACCUUACUCGGAAGCUGGAUUAUGACGAUGACACAGCCACGGUUCUGUAUCACUCGUUCACUACGCUGGUGUACUUCAUGUGCGUCAUCGGAGCUAUCAUUUCGGACAGUUGGUUGGGUAAGUUCAAGACGAUCUUGUACCUCUCGAUCGUCUACGUAUGCGGCAGUACGUUGAUCGCAAUCGGUGCCAUCCCAACCUUGGAUUUGGAUGCCCGGGCGAUGACAGUUGUUGGAUUAUUGCUGAUCGCGAUCGGUUCUGGUGGUAUCAAACCAUGUGUGGCGGCAUUCGGAGGAGAACAGUUCAAGAUGCCCGAGCAGGCCAAGUACCUGGCUCUGUUCUUCUCGAUGUUCUACUUUGCUGUGAACUCCGGAUCAUUCGUGUCCACCAUGAUUACGCCAAUUCUGCGAGAGGAUGUCAAGUGUUUCGAUUCCGAUGAUUGUUUCUCGCUCGCCUUUGGAGUACCUGGAAUCCUCAUGAUUACGUCGAUCAUCAUUUUCUUGUUCGGAAAACCACUGUACAAGAUCACUGCUCCGGCCGGCAACAUGUUCAUGAAGGUGUCCAAAUGUAUCUGGACUGCGAUCCGCACCCGUUCCAAGGAGAAGUCCGUCAACCCUCGUGAGCACUGGCUGGAUUACUCGGAAAAGCGAUGGGGCCAACAGUUGGUCGACGAAACCAAGAUUCUGCUCAACGUUCUACGACUGUACAUCCCGCUGCCAGUUUUCUGGGCACUGUUUGAUCAACAAGGAUCCCGUUGGACCUUCCAGGCUACUCGCAUGGAUGGCGAUCUCGGUUUCUGGACUAUCAAACCCGAUCAGAUGCAGGUCAUCAAUCCACUGCUAAUUCUUAUUUUCAUUCCUCUAUAUGAAGUGGCGUUCUAUCCACUUCUGUCCCUACUCGGAAUCCGUCGUCCACUGCAGAAGCUCACCCUAGGCGGUAUCUUCGCUGGCAUUGCCUUCGUCAUCUCCACGAUUGUAGAAAUUCAACUUGAAGGCACCUACGCUGUUAUGCCCCAAGCGGGUGAGUCACAGUUACGAAUCUUCAACGGAAUGCCUUGCGAAUACAACGUUCAAACUGAGGUUCCGAACCACGAUACUUUUAUCCUCAAAUCGAUGGAGAUGUUUGAGGAAAAAUAUAUCGCCGUAAAUGGAAAUAAGUCCUUUACAUACACUUUUACCUCGAAUACACCUGGCUGCGCUGAUUUUACCGACAGAUUUGAAUUGGAAGAGUACAAGCAGAUUUCAUACUUGGUCAAUAACCGUGACGGCGAACCGAAACUCUUCCGCUACGAGGACAACACUGACAAAUCCUCCAAGGGUUUCCCAAUGUUCCGAGUACUUGGAAACACCGCUCAGGAUCGGCCAAUUGUCUUCAAAGACCUUGACGCUGAUCCACAAUUUGAUCGCCACAGCAACACCACCUAUUUCCAUGACAUCAUCGAAUCCUAUCCAUCCCGGUACGAAAUCAGCGUGGACAAUAAAAAAUUGAUGGAGUAUUCCAUGCGACUUGGAGGCGUCUACGCUUUCAUCAUCUCAGAAAAUGGCAACGAACUCAAAGCUGAAGCUAUUGUCGUAACCGAACCGAACUCGAUCAACAUGCUGUGGUUGGUGCCUCAGUACGUGGUCAUGACCCUCGGAGAGGUGAUGUACUCCAUCACCGGACUGGAGUUCUCGUUCACCCAAGCCCCGGAGAGUAUGAAAUCGGUACUGCAAGGCUGCUGGCAGCUGACGGUGGCCGUUGGUAAUCUGAUCGUGGUCAUUGUGGCCGAAGCGAAGAUCUUCGAGGCGCAGAAGUGGGAGUUCGUCCUGUUUGCAUGUUUGAUGUUCAUCGAUAUGGCCAUAUUUGCCGUGCUCGCGUACUACUACAAGCCGAUUCCGAUCAAGAGCUACAGCGAUGAAGACGACGCAAACACCACGUUACCCAUCGAAGAUCGCAAAGAUGAUCGGGGCCUCGAGAAUCCCACAUUCACCAAGGGCGAAUAAUUCGGAUGCUCGCAAGAGAGAUUAAGAUCAGACUGUUGUACAGUCGCAGUUAUAUGUUAAGCCUUAUUAGCUAAAUAAAUUCCUUUUGUUGUAGAAUAAUCUAAACUAAACGAAAA
Messenger RNA from Aedes aegypti (yellow fever mosquito), 2497 nucleotides. Its product is annotated as peptide transporter family 1. Gene Ontology annotation, cellular component: membrane. Gene Ontology annotation, molecular function: dipeptide transmembrane transporter activity. Bases 231 to 2381 code for a protein of 716 amino acids. Gene Ontology annotation, biological process: oligopeptide transport; transmembrane transport. Lineage: Eukaryota; Metazoa; Arthropoda; Insecta; Diptera; Culicidae. The transcript has 6 exons. The record is from RefSeq and is a predicted model, not a curated record.